AUGGCAGAAACGCUGGCGGAGGAACUGAUCACCAGCCGCGGUGACUUCGCUCCGCGUCUUUUGGAGCUCCUGCAGCAGAUGUUGAAGCUGGGCUGGGUGCAGGUGGCGGGUCUUGUGGCCAUUGUGGAGGAGUUGGCUACGGAGGCCACCGAGACCCGAGCGUUCUCGGCCCUGGCUCUCUUGGACAGCGCGCUGUCAACCGAGCCGCCAGGGUCAAGGCCAGAGCCGGGGCUGACUUCCGCGCUGAUGCGGGCCCCCAAAGUCGCGCAGCUUUUGGUGGACCAUCAUUCUGCCAUUUUGGAAGCUUAUCCUGCCCUGGCUAAGGCAGCCACUCCCCUGCUGGCUCCCUCCACCGCGCCCGUUGCCACGGCGGCCACGUCGGCUGCACGGCGGGCACGGCCAGCGCCGGCGUCCUGGUUGAGAGGUAGUUCCCAUGCAGAGGCCGAUAGCGAAGGCGAAGACGAUACCGGCGAUCCAUCCACUUUCGGCCCGGUGGUCUUUGAAGCGAUGGAGGAUGUGCUGACGGAUGGUGCAUCGUCGGAGGGCUUGUUGCCAUUCGCCCUGCUCCCCACUGUGCUUUCGGAUGUGCGGCACAUGGGUUUGCUGCUGGCUGGUGCUCGAGGUAUCUUGGAGGAGUGGGACUUGGACACCGGCUUGAGAUUGGACAGGAUGACAGUGGCUGAGGAGGAUGCUGAUGUGGUCUCCAUCGCGGCACCUCAGUGGAUGCCACAUGAGGUCUUAGCCACUGCCGUGAACUGCCCAGAGGAAGCGGGGCUGGCGCUGUUGCGCCGGGAGGCCGACGUAUGGCAAGUGGAAUCUCCAUGGCCUAGCACACGGCAAAAAACAGGCUGGCGUCACCUGGCGCGUUGUUCACGCAUCGAGUUCUUCCCUUCCUCGCAGUCGGUGCUGGCCAUGGGCCAGACUUCGGCCUUGGGUUGCCAUGAGAUCGGCCUCUACGACGUGGCCUUCGACCCCCGGCCGCUGACCACGUGCCAGGGACACUUCGACUUCGUGGCGGAUUUGUGUUCCAUUUCGUCCCAGUCCUUUGCCUCUGUGGGGAUGGAUGGCUCUAUGCUGCUUUGGGAUUUUCGCAGCCCUGGCCCCUGCAGCAAAGCGGGCUUCGGCGCCAAAGGUGCGCCGGAAAGUUUGUCGUCGGUGGCCAGCUCUCGCGGCUUGCUGCUUUGUGGCAGCCUGGGCGGCGAUCUCUGCUUCUUUGAUUUGCGGAACCUGUCAGAGCCGUUGAUGCGUCCACCUUCCGUCCGCGGAGCUGUUGUGCGGCUCCAGCUUUGGCCCCUUCGCGAACAGUUGGUGGCUGCAGUAGCGUCUUCUGAGGAAGGGCUUUGUUCGCUCAGUGUGGGUGGAUCCUGCGGGACUGGUGUGCUGCAUGCUGCGCGAUACCAGCCACCUCUGGAGGAGUGCUGCUGUGCUGCGUGGAUUGCUGGCUGGUUAUGGCUAGGCGACAUGAGGUAG
Molecule: messenger RNA, 1470 nt
Organism: Cladocopium goreaui
Lineage: Eukaryota; Dinophyceae; Suessiales; Symbiodiniaceae
Source: the annotation of a GenBank genome assembly